AUGGCGGCCGCAGGCUCCACGCCAUCUGCCGCCGAACACACACGGCGCUUUGUGACGGCGCUGGACGUGGAGCACAUUAAACAGAUACUGGAGGCGGCUGUGGACGGCUGUGGACAGCUGUGGACGGCGGUGGACGGCGGUGGACGCCUGUGGACGGCGGUGGACGCCUGUGGACGGCGGUGGACGCCUGUGGACGCCUGUGGACGGCUGCGGACAACCUGUGGACGGCUGUGGACGGCUGUGGACGGCGGUGGACGCCUGUGGACGGCGGUGGACGCCUGUGGACGCCUGUGGACGGCUGCGGACAACCUGUGGACGGCUGUGGACGGCGGUGGACGCCUGUGGACGGCUGCGGACAACCUGUGGACGGCUGUGGACGGCUGCGGACAACCUGUGGACGGCGGUGGACGCCUGUGGACGCCUGUGGACGGCUGCGGACAACCUGUGGACGGCUGUGGUAUAUGCACAGGCGAUGUUCCUGAGUGCGCAGCUUGUGCAUUCGAGCUCCUCAGCCCUGCCUUUGAUACCGAGCGGGGGUCACAGGGUGUGGAGGAGCACCCCUGGGGGUCUCCCUACAGAGGAGGAAAUGGCAGCGUGGGGAGAGAGAGUGCAAGCGGGCGAGCGUUUGACAGGCUUCACGCCGGCGGAAGCGAGGCGCGGCGUUUACCUGCUAUCAGUCUGUCUGGCGGAGGGGGAGCGAGGCUAAAUAACACAGGAUACAGCGCAUCAGAGAGAGGCCGAUCCACAGCCGUCGUCUCGAGUCGAGUGUGA
Messenger RNA from Knipowitschia caucasica, 771 nucleotides. Lineage: Eukaryota; Metazoa; Chordata; Actinopteri; Gobiiformes; Gobiidae. The record is from the annotation of a GenBank genome assembly.